This is a messenger RNA of Dinoponera quadriceps, 2575 nucleotides long. RefSeq lists its product as uncharacterized. The record is from RefSeq and is a predicted model, not a curated record. The coding region runs from base 1283 to 1795 and encodes 170 amino acids. The transcript has 3 exons. NCBI's taxonomy places the organism in Eukaryota, Metazoa, Arthropoda, Insecta, Hymenoptera, Formicidae.
GAUUCAUAAAAAGUGCUAACGAGGACGGCACUGAUAUACCUGUCGAGGUAUACGCUUCCGUAUCAUUGUCCCGUUUUUACGAAGGAUUUGUAGGACACGAUUGUGUGACGAAUGGACAUUUAUUGUACUCAUAAAUACUCAGAUAAUUUUUACGUUCCAUUGUUUUUUACACAGACACCUAAUAAAGAUUACAUUGGCGUGACCUUCUGUGCGCGUUCAAUUUUCGCAAUCAAUUGGCGCGCCCGCUUAUCUUUCCUCACACCGUUGUACGGGAUGUUGUCGACGUAACGAUGUCGCCUAACAUUGGAAAUUGUACGAGAAAUAAAUCACAGAAAAAGAGGGAUAUCCAAAGGUUCUUGCGAGUUCACGAUGUCGUUCGAGAGAUAACGUCUUCUUUAAAGCGAUAUUUCUUUUCGUUGGACGAUUACUCGGAAAUUGCCAUUUUUUACCGAGUAUCUCUCUCUCUUUCUCUCUUUUUCUCUCCCUCUCUAUUUCUAUAUCUGUUCUUCCGUUUCACUUGGUGUUAAAUUGUAUGUUCACGUCAAUUUAUAAUUUGUAUCUCUCGUCUCUAACGACGUUUUUCGUGAUUUAAGAUUGAAUCUUCAUUAGGACGGGAAAGGAAGAGAGGAGAAUAAUUGAACGUGCCAACUGUACGCACAUCUGUCUUCUCGUUAAAACCGCAAUGAAACUUCACGAUAAAUAUGAUCGUGCAUGUAAUGCAGCCAGGCUGGAAAAACAUGAAAUUCAUCGGCGACGCUGACCUUGCAGUUUUACAAUUCAAGCGACUCAAGGAUCGACAAUCUUUCGGAUUCAUAGCCAAGAACCGCGGGAUUUCCUGACGCACACGAGCGAGCCGGGAUUGAGAGGACGGCCUGACGACAGAACUUUAUCGUCAGGAAAAUAAACAGCGGAGUUUAUCUCCCCACGAAACUCAGCCGAUCGUGGUCGCACUUUCGACGAAUGCUUUCUUAUCUGGCGAUUCGCGCAGAUCGCCUCUCGAAUACUCUGCGUCUCGCGAGAUAUCGUGAAUUCAAACGGGGGAAGUUGCGGCCAAGUUUCCCACAGACGCAUGAUUCGUCCGUGACUCGUCCCCGUGGUGGGGAACGUGGUGUGGCACGGCGAUUUAUAUAGGAGAAGGAACGCUUGCCACACCAACACUUCAGAUUCGAACGGUGAAAUCGUCGUACAGUCGUCGAGAAUCUUCCGCUUCAGUGGCACAUCGUCAGUGAAACCGUCGCGUUUCCGUCAAGUUCGCCGAAUAUCUCGAUACACUUCGAUAAUCAUGUUCAAGUACGCAGCAUUCUUCGCCACCGUGUUUUGCUUGGCGAACUCGCAGCGACCGUGGCACGCUGGCAGCAGCAACCGGUUACCGAUGGUUCUUCCGCAAUACCUCGACGAGCGAUUAGCAGCGGAACGAGAAGCCCAAGCGAGCCAAGCAGCCGAAGCAGGCCAAGCGCUCCAACCGAAACAAACGAUUCAAUCGUUGCAAGGAGCGUCUGGGAAUCAGGGAGCUUCUGCUUCUGCUUCUGACGUUGACGUCCUCAAUCGAAACGACGUGAUAGACCCGGCUGAUCUGCCAGUUGACGCUCGCGGUGACGUCGACCUGAUAAAAAGGAUCAAGACCUGGCCGAGGGAGAAGCAGCCCUUCUGGUACCUCAACUGGCAGGCGAUCCAGGCGCAUCGUGGUGACGUGAACAACCCCGCGCAAGUGCCGCAGACGCAGCCUAAUACGAGGCCGUUAAGAGCGGUUAAGAGCGGAAUCGUUCUUAUGAAUCCGGCACUGACAAGACUGUAAAGUUAAGCAUUUCCCUCUCAGCAGUAGGAUGAAACGCCCGCGUCGUUAUUCGCGGCCGCUGGUGAUUUAUUCGGCGGUUUAUUCCUAGUCAAAGUCGGCUCUCAGGACGAAACAGUCGUGACUCGGGGGAGUCGUCAUUCGGGAUUAUUAUAUUGAUCCCCCCCCCCCCUUCGGUUCCUCUUAGUGAUAAAGCGUUCGAACGCGAUCGAAGCGAAAGUCGGUUUUUAUGUGGCUUUGCGAGUUGUUUACGUACCAACCGACGUACCCCCCACCAUCGAAGAGUCCCCGAGAUUUUUGUACGAAAAAGAGAGAAAAUUGUACAAAAUUAUUAUACAUGAUCCUAUGAUGGAAUAAAUUUUUCGAUAUUCUCGAAAGAAUAACAUAAAGGUUUCGUUAAGAGAUGGAGCCUUGGCAGAAUAGCUGAUUUGUAAUUUUAUGACAAUGUUUUAUACUCUAAAUCUUUGUCUAAAUUUUCAUUUUUUCUUUUUACUCUUCUCUACGAUAAAACGGUUUGUCAUCAAUCAGAAACAGAAGGACAUUUUAGUCUCAGACUUCAGAUAUAAGUUAUUGUGCGUCACAUAAGACAAAAACGUAAGGCAUAAAAUUCUUGAAUCGAUAAGUCAGCCAUUCUGCUCAGUGCCAUACACUGCUCGCCGUAUCGCCAUUACAAUGUAGCGUCGGUCAAUCUAAUAUAUUUAUAUAUAUAUAUAUUUACUCUCAACUUCCCUUGUUUAUCGCAAAACUUUUAAUUUCAAAAAUAAAAUUAAUUAUUAAUUACUA